This is a messenger RNA of Aspergillus novofumigatus IBT 16806, 874 nucleotides long. Its product is annotated as D-aminoacyl-tRNA deacylase. The transcript has 5 exons. The coding region runs from base 211 to 705 and encodes 164 amino acids. The record is from RefSeq and is a predicted model, not a curated record. Gene Ontology annotation, biological process: tRNA metabolic process. Gene Ontology annotation, cellular component: cytoplasm. Gene Ontology annotation, molecular function: D-tyrosyl-tRNA(Tyr) deacylase activity. Lineage: Eukaryota; Fungi; Ascomycota; Eurotiomycetes; Eurotiales; Aspergillaceae.
ACCAUCUGCUUACUCUACGUGAAUGUGCCUACACUAAUUCUUUUAUGGGUUGAAUAUUCUAGCGCUCUGUAUCAAAGGAAUUUUGAUCAGAGCUUGAUCCUAGAAAACUGAGGAUAUCUUUGUUGUGACUCUAGAACCAGUUAGUAUUUAUAUUAAAUAUACCUUCUCUCUCCUCGUAUUCCGCGCGAAUUCUCCGCAAUAUACUCCGACAUGAAAGCGGUCAUCCAGAGAGUGAAAUCUGCGUCGGUCACGGUAGACGAGAAACUCGUGUCGUCAAUCGGCCGCGGCUUGCUUGUUCUUGCUGGUGUAGGCAAGGAGGAUACCGAAAAGGACGCAGACACUCUCAUUCAGCGGAUACUGAAGGCCAAGUUAUGGCCUGCCGAAGAAGGCGGCCAAUGGAAAAGGAACGUGCAGGACAUUGAGGGAGAGGUGCUCUGUGUAUCACAAUUUACGCUCUACGGUCAAUUGAAGAAGGGCAGCAAACCAGACUUUCACGAUGCAGCCGACGCAGAGACAGCACGGAAACUAUACGAUUACUUCUUCCGCCGGCUGGGCGAAGCGUACAAACCCGACCGGGUCAAGAACGGUGUCUUCCAGGCCAUGAUGGAUGUCGAACUGAAAAAUGAUGGGCCGGUGGGUGUAGAUUACCGCAGUGAGGAUGCGGCGGUUAGCUUUUGCUCCUCCUCGUACCUCCUCUCCGGUUGAGAAUGUCAAGCCGUGCUGACGAUGAGGGUCAACUUUAGGUCACAAUCGAGAUCAAUACCAAACUGGCGAAGGAGAAGAAACCUGCGGAGGGACAGAAUAAGCCGCAGGGCGAACGGAAAGAUGGAGAGACGCAAACCAUCGAGUUUGAACUACCAGCAUCACUGCUGGA